Molecule: messenger RNA, 951 nt
Organism: Lolium perenne
Lineage: Eukaryota; Viridiplantae; Streptophyta; Magnoliopsida; Poales; Poaceae
Product: bisdemethoxycurcumin synthase-like
Biological process (GO): polyketide biosynthetic process
Molecular function (GO): acyltransferase activity, transferring groups other than amino-acyl groups
Source: RefSeq, a predicted model, not a curated record
GUACUGUUUUCAUACUUGGAAACCAACUCUAAUAAUACCAUCAAUUUUUCCUCGGUCUGCAUGUACAGAGGUUAGAUAGUGGGUCAAUCAGCUAGCUCCCAAAUCAUGGCAAUGGCAAAGGCAAACAGUACCCUGACAAGCACCAUGGCCGAAAUCCGGCGUUUGCAGCGCGCGGACGGUCCAGCGACCGUGCUGGCCAUCGGCACGGCGAACCCGUCCAAGUGCGUGUCCCAAGAGGAGUACCCGGACUACUAUUUUCGAGUCACCAAGAGCGAGCACCUCAUGGAUCUCAAACAGAAACUCAAGACAAUGUGUCAGAGGACAGACACGGAGAAGCGUUUCUUUCACCACACGGAGGAGCUGCUCGACGCACACCCUCAUUUCCUCGACCGCCGGCAGCCGUCCCUCGACGACCGUAUGGAGAUCGCGGCUGCCGCGGCGCCAGAGCUAGCCGCAUCAGCAGCGGCCAAGGCCAUAGCCAAGUGGGGCCGUCCAGCCACCGACAUCACCCACCUCAUCCUAAGCACCAGCUCGUGCGCGGGCUCCCCGGGCGCCGACCUCCGCCUGGCCGCCCUGCUCGGCCUCCGCCCGUCCGUCAUUCGCACGAUGCUCCAGCUCAAUGGUUGCGCCGCCGGUUCCGCUUCGCUGCGCCUCGCCAAGGACAUAGCCGAGAACAACCGCGGCGCGCGGGUCCUGGUGGCCUGCGUCGAGCUCACCAUCGUCGCCUUCCGCGGGCCAGAGGAGGACUACCCCCACACCCUCAUCGGCCAGGCGUCGUUAGGUGAUGGCGCUGGCGCGGUCAUUGUUGGCGCCGACGCCGGCGUGCUCUACCCGGCCGAGCGCCCGCUCUUCGAGAUGGUGUCCGCCUCGCAGACAACCUCACGAAAAAUUAACAAUUAUUCCAGCUACGCACAAAUCUAUUUCUUUCAUAUGCAAUGUGAAAUAAAAUAG